AUGGGUAAAAAGAAAAAACCAUCCCAUUCCACUUCUGGAGUUGGUGCGUUGGUCCAGCCUGUCGGUUCAUCCACCGGCUGCUCUGCUGGUGAUGCAGCUUCGGUUCCCCUUGCGAAUGUGUUACGGAACUGCCUCCCUGCUAGCCCUGUUCCUCAUGGUCUGGGUGGCAAUGUGGUCGACAAUCUCCCUAAAUCCCCUAGUAUUUCAUGCUCGCUGGGUACUGAGGAUACGGUUUCUGAUGAAUCAGUGGGCAAAAACAAGGAGGGAAGUAAGGAUAAUCAGGGAACUACUUCGAAGGUGGAUGCUUCGAAGGAGCUAGUUAGGGUUGUUAAAAUCAAGUUCCCUAAUGGCAAUGUUAGAGAACAGGAAAUUAUUUAUGAACAAGAACCGAAGUUCUGCAACAACUGCAAAGUAUUCGGGCACUCCUCUGUUGGCUGCAUUCACAGUAGGGAGGCUAUAGGUGAAACGAAAGCUAAUCCUAAUACUUCCAAUGUUGAGAAUACCUUCAAUGUUGCUAAGGCACAGGAUAAUCAGGAUGCUGCUCAGACUAACGUUGAAAGGGCAGAAACUAUUGAAACAGAAAAUGCACCGUUGAAGCUUAUAUCUACGGAUGGUAACCUCAAUACAGCAGGACUUAAAUCUGAUUGUAACACAGAUGUGGAGACUGCAGUUGUGAAUGAUAAUGCUGGAGGAACGGAACAGACGGAAAAGGAGCCUUUACAACAUCAGGAUACUUCUCAGACUGAUGGUACCGAAGGUAACUUCACUGAAGUUACAAAAAAGAGAAAAGUUCCUAAUAAGAGGAGCAAUGUGAAGGUUACAGGAGAUGGCCUUACCUUUAUUCGUCCUGCAAUAAAGGUUCAUGCUAAUAAUAAAGGGAAAGCCACCAAGGGUGAGCAAAGGAUGACCUCCAACAAAAACACUAAGAAGAUGGGGACUGCCCCUCCUUCAUCCUCAUGA
This is a messenger RNA of Fraxinus pennsylvanica, 960 nucleotides long. The record is from the annotation of a GenBank genome assembly. NCBI's taxonomy places the organism in Eukaryota, Viridiplantae, Streptophyta, Magnoliopsida, Lamiales, Oleaceae.